GUUUUUCAUGAGCUUAUCGAUUGAGAACUACAUCAAAUAGCAACCGGGUGGCAGAAAGGUGGUGAAAUCGUGGACAAUGUCUGAUGAGGGCCGUACCGAGGGGGGUGUAGAUGAAGACAACCCAACAGCUGCUACAACCGAGGUAACCGGCACUGCUGCUACAACAGAGACGUUCGACUUUCAUGAAUUUCUGAAGUCUAAGAUUAAAGAACAACCCGACGACGAAGAAAGUACCGUGGACAAAUAUUGCUCUGUGAUUUCUCUGCUCCUGUUUGGCAUAGUAACUCUCGUCAUCAUUAUUGCUGGUGUUACUUCCUACAGGAUUCUCAUUGUUGUAUCUAUUUCGAAAAUAAAAGAGAACAGGACAGAUGCAUCUUAUCAUUUCACUGAUAGUAUAUCAGACAAUGUUACAGCACUUGUUGUUGAAAACUUUGAAAAAAUCGAGAAACUUAGAUGGUACUGUCUGUUGCUCGGGAGUAUGCUUGCACCCGUUGUUCUUGGAUUCAUUGGAUCAGUCUCAUCUGCCUGUUUGCAAUCAGCACGCAAAAAAGGGACAAAAUUCAUGCCACAGGGCUUUUGUGACCAACAGACAGGCGCUUCCAUGCCUGUUGGCCGAAAAAUGCCGCUUGGAGCAUUUGCAAAAAGGAUUAUUUUCCUAAUUUUUCUUGUAAGAAGCCAAGAUGGCAACUACAUCUUCACUCAGUUCCAUGAUCCCUCCAUUGUACACUUAGACCGCAGGAAAAAGAGGGCGCUAUUAUACUCCAACAGCCAACACAAGGCCUUGUGA
Messenger RNA from Lingula anatina, 787 nucleotides. RefSeq lists its product as uncharacterized. The record is from RefSeq and is a predicted model, not a curated record. Lineage: Eukaryota; Metazoa; Brachiopoda; Lingulata; Lingulida; Lingulidae.